Molecule: messenger RNA, 886 nt
Organism: Cuscuta epithymum
Lineage: Eukaryota; Viridiplantae; Streptophyta; Magnoliopsida; Solanales; Convolvulaceae
Source: the annotation of a GenBank genome assembly
CCAAGGGGGGGCUGAUUGGCUCCAAUGGUUGUAAGAGUCUUCAGGUGAUGGAGGAAACAUGUUUGACAUGGAAGUUGGCCCAUCUCACCCAUAAUUGCAAAAGAAACAAAAAGAAACCCAUCCCCUCUUUCCCUCUCUCACCCACUCGACCACCAUCAUCCAAGGAAGAGAAAACCUCCCAGAAAUAUACCUCCUCCAUAGCCAAACUCGUGCUGCAACUCAACAAGGAAGAAGAAGGAAGUUUGAGGAAGAAAAGGGGGUGGAAAAGUGUGUUGAUUGAGGUAAUGACCUUAUACAAAUUUUUCUUUGUUCAUUAACAACCAUAUGGCUUACAUGGCAUGUGAGGAACCCUUAUAGUAGCUCUAAAUUCUUAAGAAUGUAGAAGGAGGGGUUGAGAGGAAGUUCCAAGUCCAAGAACGGACAUAGGAGCCAUAAUAACCGGUUUACCGGAAAAUAACCUUUUAGAGGUUAUUUGUAUUGAUUAAGGUUUUAUGAUGUUAAAACCUUGUUAGGAACUUGAUUAAAGUGUUUUUGAGCCUCGCCGGAGUUUCGCCGGAGUUGGUCAAAGUUCGCCGGAGUUGGUCAAAGUUCACCGGAAAUUAGCCAAAGUUCAACCGGGGAGCGUAGAACGCGCAUGAGCUCACUUAAGUUUCAGGUCGGGAUUAAAGCUUGCUGUUACCGCCCGUUUGCUUCGGAGAAAUCAAAAGGAAGAAGACGUGGUUCUUGCUUCUUCUGUUUCUGUUUUGAAAACAAUUUAAAUAAUGCUCAUGGAUAUUCUUGUAAAUAUUUAUUUAGGGCUUGUAUGCCCAUGUUGCCAAAGUGUGGCAUGCACAUUUGUACUAAACAAUUCCGCUGUUUUAAAUGAUUAUUUUUACAUUAUGUUGUU